UCCUUCCUCUCUGGACUGUAAGAAUAUGUCUCCAGGGCCAGUGUCUUCUGAGAUCGAGUCCCACCUUCAAAGUCCUGGCAUCUCAAUGCAUCUGGGAAGCUACCUGCAUUAAGUCAGGACUGAGCACACAGUGAGCUCCAGAAAGAAGAAGCUAUGGCUGCAGUGAUACUGGAGAGCAUCUUUCUGAAGCGAUCCCAGCAGAAAAAGAAAACAUCCCCUUUAAACUUCAAGAAACGCCUCUUUCUCUUGACUGUGCAAAAACUUUCCUACUACGAGUAUGACUUUGAACGUGGGAGAAGAGGCAGUAAGAAGGGUUCAAUAGAUGUUGAGAAGAUCACCUGCGUUGAAACAGUGGUUCCUGAAAAAAAUCCUCCCCCUGAAAGACAGAUUCCGAGAAGGGGUGAAGAGUCCAGUGAAAUGGAGCAGAUUUCAAUCAUUGAAAGGUUCCCUUAUCCCUUCCAGGUUGUAUAUGAUGAAGGGCCUCUUUACGUCUUCUCCCCAACUGAAGAACUGAGGAAGCGUUGGAUUCACCAGCUCAAAAAUGUAAUCCGCUACAACAGUGAUCUGGUACAGAAAUAUCACCCUUGCUUCUGGAUUGAUGGGCAGUAUCUCUGUUGCUCUCAAACAGCCAAAAAUGCUAUGGGCUGCCAAAUUUUGGAGAACAGGAAUGGAAGCUUAAAACCUGGAAGUUCUCACCGAAAGACGAAAAAGCCUCUUCCUCCCACACCUGAGGAGGACCAGAUCUUGAAAAAGCCACUGCCCCCUGAACCAACAGCAACACCGGUCUCCACAAGUGAGCUGAAAAAGGUCGUAGCCCUUUAUGACUACAUGCCAAUGAAUGCAAAUGACCUACAGCUGCGGAAAGGCGAUGAAUAUUUUAUCCUGGAGGAGAGCAAUUUACCCUGGUGGCGAGCGAGGGAUAAAAAUGGGCAGGAAGGCUACAUCCCUAGUAACUAUGUCACUGAAGCAGAAGAUUCCAUAGAAAUGUAUGAGUGGUAUUCCAAACACAUGACUCGGAGUCAAGCUGAGCAACUGCUAAAGCAAGAGGGUAAAGAAGGAGGUUUCAUUGUCAGAGACUCCAGCAAAGCUGGAAAAUAUACUGUGUCCGUGUAUGCUAAAUCUACAGGGGACCCUCAAGGGGUGAUACGCCAUUAUGUUGUGUGUUCCACACCUCAGAACCAGUAUUACUUGGCUGAGAAGCACCUUUUCAACACCAUCCCUGAGCUCAUUAACUACCACCAGCAUAACUCUGCAGGACUCAUAUCCAGGCUCAAAUAUCCAGUGUCUCAACAAAACAAGAAUGCGCCUUCUACUGCAGGCCUGGGCUACGGAUCAUGGGAAAUUGAUCCAAAGGACCUGACCUUCUUGAAGGAGCUGGGGACUGGACAAUUUGGGGUGGUGAAGUAUGGGAAAUGGAGAGGCCAGUAUGAUGUGGCCAUAAAGAUGAUCAAAGAAGGCUCCAUGUCCGAGGAUGAGUUCAUUGAAGAAGCCAAAGUCAUGAUGAAUCUUUCCCAUGAGAAGCUGGUGCAGUUGUAUGGUGUCUGCACCAAACAGCGCCCCAUCUUCAUCAUCACUGAGUAUAUGGCCAAUGGCUGCCUCUUGAACUACCUGAGAGAGAUGCGCCACCGCUUCCAGACUCAGCAGCUGCUGGAGAUGUGCAAGGAUGUCUGCGAAGCCAUGGAAUACCUAGAGUCAAAGCAGUUCCUUCACCGAGACCUGGCAGCUCGAAACUGUUUGGUGAAUGAUCAAGGAGUUGUAAAAGUAUCUGACUUCGGCCUGUCCAGGUAUGUCCUGGAUGAUGAAUACACAAGCUCAGUAGGCUCCAAAUUUCCAGUCCGGUGGUCUCCACCAGAAGUCCUUAUGUAUAGCAAGUUCAGCAGCAAAUCUGACAUUUGGGCUUUUGGGGUUUUGAUGUGGGAAAUUUACUCUCUAGGGAAGAUGCCAUAUGAGAGAUUUACUAACAGUGAAACUGCUGAACACAUUGCCCAAGGCCUACGUCUCUACAGGCCUCAUCUAGCUUCAGAGAGGGUAUAUACCAUCAUGUACAGCUGCUGGCAUGAGAAAGCAGAUGAACGUCCCACUUUCAAAAUUCUUCUGAGCAACAUUCUAGAUGUCAUGGAUGAAGAAUCCUGAGCUCACCAAUAAACUUCUUGGUUCUA
Manis javanica (Malayan pangolin) is the source of this 2159-nucleotide messenger RNA. It is a transcript of the gene BTK, whose product is annotated as Bruton tyrosine kinase. Gene Ontology annotation, biological process: protein phosphorylation; intracellular signal transduction. NCBI's taxonomy places the organism in Eukaryota, Metazoa, Chordata, Mammalia, Pholidota, Manidae. The record is from RefSeq and is a predicted model, not a curated record. Gene Ontology annotation, molecular function: protein binding; ATP binding; protein tyrosine kinase activity.